Aureobasidium melanogenum CBS 110374 is the source of this 2442-nucleotide messenger RNA. Its product is annotated as tRNA ligase-like protein. NCBI's taxonomy places the organism in Eukaryota, Fungi, Ascomycota, Dothideomycetes, Dothideales, Saccotheciaceae. The transcript has a single exon. The coding region runs from base 1 to 2442 and encodes 813 amino acids. Gene Ontology annotation, biological process: tRNA splicing, via endonucleolytic cleavage and ligation. Gene Ontology annotation, cellular component: nuclear inner membrane. Gene Ontology annotation, molecular function: ATP binding; GTP-dependent polyribonucleotide 5'-hydroxyl-kinase activity; RNA ligase (ATP) activity. The record is from RefSeq and is a predicted model, not a curated record.
AUGGCUCACCGCGAAGAGGCUCCCUACCGUCCUCAGGAUGCCCACGAGGUGUCUGAGAUGAUCCGCGGCCUGACCAGCCAUAUCAAAGGCAACGGUGGAAAAGGCGGUUUCUCAUGCAAGAAAGCUACUUUCAACGUAGCCAACUCAAACAUCAAAGUCGACUCUUGGAAAAUGCAAGACUGGGACUACAAGAAGCAGAACCUUCCUACUUAUGCCAGAGGUCUUUUCACAACCACAAACUCAAAAGGUCAGCCUGAAAUUGUUACCAGAGGUUACGACAAGUUCUUCAAUCACGGCGAGGUCAGAAAGACCGAGUGGAGAAAUGUUGAGAACAACACACGAGGACCCUACGAGCUCAGUGUCAAGGAGAACGGUUGCAUCAUCUUUCUUUCUGGUCUCGAGGAUGGUACUCUUCUAGUCUGCAGUAAGCAUUCGACUGGUGGUCGAGGCGAUCAAGAUGUCAGUCACGCAGAGGCCGGUGAGAAGUGGGUCGAUAGACACCUUGCUUCUGUUGGAAAAUCAAAAAAGGAUCUGGCUGCCAAGCUACGUGCCAUGAAUGCAACUGCUGUUGCUGAGCUGUGUGACGAUGAGUUCGAAGAGCACGUCCUGGCAUACAACCCGGAAACUGCUGGUCUCUAUCUUCACGGAAUCAAUCUCAAUCUUCCCGAGUUCGUCACAUAUCCCCAUCACCUUGUCGACAGGUUCGCAUCCGAAUGGGGAUUUAAGCAUACAAUGUUCAUCACAGAGAACGAAAUCACCAAGGUCAAGUCUUUCCUGGACAAGGUUGCAGAGACUGGAAGCUAUCACGGCAGAGAGACCGAGGGCUUCGUCAUCAGAUGCCAGGCCCGGGAGACCCCCGAUACACCAUACGAGGACUGGUUCUUCAAGUACAAGUUCGAGGAACCUUACCUCAUGUACAGACAGUGGAGAGAGUGCACAAAAGCCAUCAUCGCCCAAAGGCAGCCUAAAUACAAGAAGCACAAGGAAAUCACUGAAGAAUAUCUUCACUAUGCUCGCAAACGACUAAAGGAGGAUCCAAACCUUGGAAAGGAGUACAACCAGAACCAUGGCAUCAUUAAGCUUAGAGACGACUUUUUGGCGGAACGUGGGCUGAAAGGCUCCGACAUAAUCCGUCAGGAGUUGGAGAUGGGCGAUCAGCAUGGCAUGGGCAUUGAUCGAAAUGUUGUGCUCGUUCCUGUUGCUACCAUCGGUUGUGGCAAGACCACUGUCGCUCUCGCACUCUGCAAGCUCUUCGGAUGGGGUCAUAUCCAGAACGACAACAUCACUCAGAAGCCAAAGACACUGAGAUUUGCACAGGCAAUCUGUGACGGUCUUCUCGAUUACCCAGUCAUGAUUGCUGACAGAAACAACCACCAGCGUCGCGAAAGAAAGCAGAUCAUCGACGAUGUGUCAAGCACUGUUCCUAGAGCCCACUUCGUUGCUCUCCACUACGUCCACGACCGUGCCAACUACGAUCAGAUCAAGCAGGCUACGCGAGAACGCGUUUUGAACAGAGGAGACAACCAUCAAACCAUUCAGGCUGGUUCCAAGGGACAGCACGAGAUUAUCGGCAUCAUGGACGGCUUCAUGCAACGUUUCGAGCCAGUCAACGUUGACCGUGAACCUGAUAGCUUUUUCGAGCAUGUCAUCGAUCUAGAUGUGUCGGCCUCGUCGCGCGAGAAUCUGGAAACUAUUGUUUCUCAACUCAAUGCAGAAUUCCCCAAGCUCUUCGGUACGAUGCCUUCUGGCGAGGAUCUUGACAAGGCGAUCGAGGCAGCUCUCAACGACUACAAGCCUGACAUCAAGCACGAGAUCGGUGGAAGCAACAAAUACAAGAACAAGGCACUUCAGCAAAACGGAACCAACGGACAAGCAAAGCAGAAGCCCCCAAAACUUGAGUACUUCAGCGCAACACUGGAUCCCAAGCGUGUGAUGAGCAUUCUUGAUGCAGUCUUCCGUGACGCCGAUCUCGACACCACAAAGACAUAUCGCGUGUUACAGUCACAGAACCGUGUCCAAUCCGAAUUCCAUGUCACAUUGAUGCACCGUGCUUCCGCUACUCAGCACAAGGAUUACUGGGAGCAGCUUACCGAGGCCCACACAACUGCCGCAAGCAAGCCUAAUGCCGCACCUGAACCAGUUCUCGGCAGCUGCAAAGUGUUGCUUGAGCGUCUCGUCUGGGACGGCAGACUGAUGUGUUUUGUUGUCCGCUUGAUACCCGAUGAGAAAGACCAGAGCGGUAUGCAAUGGCGUAGUGUCAACGAGACCGCUCACAUCACAGUGGGCACUGUUAGUCCGGAUGUUAAGCCCAAGGAAAGCAAUGAUUUGCUGAAGAGAUGGCUGCAGACUGGAAGUGGUGGUAGCACUGGUAUUGGUGAGAUCACUGUCAAGGGCCAUGUCGAGUUGCCUGCUACUGUUAAGAGUGUUUUGCAGAAGCAUUGA